GGAUCAACAUGGCCGGCGCACCCCGAACCGUGCUCAUCUCGGGCUGCUCCUCUGGGAUUGGCCUGGAGCUCGCCGUGCAGCUGGCCCAUGACUCUCGCCAGCGCUACCAGGUGGUGGCCACCAUGAGGGACCUGAGAAAGAAGGAGCCGCUGGAAGCAGCUGCCGGGGACGCCCUGGGAAAGACCCUUACGGUGGCCCAGCUGGAUGUGUGCAGUGACGAGUCGGUGGCCCAGUGCCUCAGCUGCAUCGAGGGAGGAGAAGUGGACGUACUGGUGAACAAUGCUGGUGUGGGCCUGGUGGGGCCCCUGGAGGGGCUCAGCAUGGCUGCCAUGCAGAAUGUCUUUGACACCAACUUUUUCGGGGCUGUCCGUCUGGUCAAAGCUGUGCUUCCCGGCAUGAAGAGGAGGCGACAGGGCCACAUUGUGGUGGUCAGCAGUGUCAUGGGAUUGCAGGGUGUCGUGUUCAAUGAUGUCUAUGCUGCCUCCAAGUUCGCCAUGGAGGGAUUCUUCGAGAGUCUCGCAAUCCAGCUGCUGCAGUUCAACAUCUUCAUCUCCCUGGUGGAGCCUGGCCCAGUGGUCACUGACUUCGAGAGCAAGCUCCUGGAGCAGGUGUCCAAGGCCGAGUUCCCGGGCACCGACGCUGACACCCUGACCUACUUCCGAGACCUCUACCUGCCAGCCUCCAGGGAGCUCUUUAGAUCCGUGGGACAGAGUCCACAGGAUGUGGCUAAGGCCAUUGUCAAGGUCAUCGGCUCCUCCAGACCACCCCUGCGCCGCCAGACCAACACCCGCUACAGUCCCCUGACAGCGCUCAAGUCCCUGAACUCAUCCGGCCGUCUAUACGUGCUAGUGUCCCACCGUCUGCUCUUCCGCUGGCCGCGUCUCCUCGACUUCAGCAUUAGAUGCCUCGGCUUGGGCAGCAAGAGAACCCAGGUGCGGCCUGGUGAGCAGCAGUAA
Messenger RNA from Elephantulus edwardii (Cape elephant shrew), 956 nucleotides. It is a transcript of the gene RDH8, whose product is annotated as retinol dehydrogenase 8 (all-trans). Gene Ontology annotation, cellular component: cytoplasm. Gene Ontology annotation, biological process: estrogen biosynthetic process. The coding region runs from base 9 to 956 and encodes 315 amino acids. Gene Ontology annotation, molecular function: estradiol 17-beta-dehydrogenase [NAD(P)+] activity. Lineage: Eukaryota; Metazoa; Chordata; Mammalia; Macroscelidea; Macroscelididae. The record is from RefSeq and is a predicted model, not a curated record. The transcript has 6 exons.